GCCUUUAAAAAAAAAAAAAAAAAAAAAAAAAAAAGAGAGAACAAAAACAACCAGCGCAAUAGAGCACGAAGAAUCGGACAUCAAAGAGGUCAUGGGAAAAGAGCAGCAGCAUUGGCUCUUGAAGACGGAGCCAGGUGAGUGGUCGUGGGAGGACCAAACAGCCAAUGGAGGCAUAACAAAGUGGGACGGCGUCAAGAACAAGCAGGCGCAGAAAAACCUCAAGUCCAUGAAACUCAACGAUCUCUGCUUCUUCUACCACUCAGGCGCUAGGGCUCGCCGUGUCGUGGGCGUUGUCUCUGUCAUCCGCGAAUGGUAUUUAGAUGAAGACAGCGGAGACGGCGCUGUGGAUGUGAAGGAGGUAGGAGAGAUGAGGAAGCUGGUGGACUUGAAGGAGAUGAAGGGGGAUGAUGGACUCAAAGAGUUUGCUCUGUUUAAGCAGCCAAGGCUAUCUGUUGUUCCGGUUCCGAAGAAUGUGUGGGAUAGGAUCUGUAGUUUGGGAAAUGGGUAUUAUGGAAAUGCUGACGCUUUUGAUGAUGGAGAUGACAACGAUAAGGAGGAGGAAAACGACUAGUUUGAUGAUGUAAUGCGUGGUAGAUGUUUGUAGAUAUGUCUAUGUAUCCUAAUAACCCGAUCUUUUUGAACAGUAAUCACUAGUAGUGAAGCAGAACAUAGGUUCUGUGUAAUUCACCUUUUUGUUUUGUUUGGGAGAAAGAAAGGGUACGAUUAACAAGCUUCAAAAAGUAAAUAUGAACUACAUAUUUUGACCCAGCUGCUAUCUGUUUUUAUUGCUUUGUUUACCCAACUUAUGUUAUAUAUUUUAGCAAUUAUUGGA
Messenger RNA from Ziziphus jujuba (common jujube), 832 nucleotides. RefSeq lists its product as uncharacterized. The record is from RefSeq and is a predicted model, not a curated record. The coding region runs from base 92 to 571 and encodes 159 amino acids. The transcript has a single exon. NCBI's taxonomy places the organism in Eukaryota, Viridiplantae, Streptophyta, Magnoliopsida, Rosales, Rhamnaceae. Gene Ontology annotation, cellular component: nucleus.